AUGGCAGUGGAAAGUGGGGCAAUGAUCGUUCUUCUCUCUCCCCCAAGUCCUAAGCCAGUGCCUCCAGAGGGAGCCAAGACCAACCCUUCCAAAAGGCACCGGGACCGACUGAAUCAAGAGCUGAGCCGACUCACCAACCUGCUACCCUUCCCUGAGGACGUGCGUGCACGGCUGGACAAGCUCUCCGUCCUCAGGCUGAUCGUGGGCUACCUGAAGGUGAAGGGCUACUUUGCAGGUAAUGUUCCUGGGCAUGGUGGCUGCUCAGCUGACUCACCCAUGAACCCAGGAAGCAGUGAACAGACCUUUCCCAAAAUCAGUGUAGAUCUGUUUUCUGAAGGGGACUUGCUGCUUCAGGCCCUCAAUGGCUUCCUCAUGGCAGUCACAGAGGAUGGCUACAUCUUUUACGUCUCUCCCACAGUCCAGGACUAUCUGGGAUUUCAUCAGUCAGAUGUCAUCUAUCAGAGUGUGUUCGAACUGAUCCACAAGGAGGACAGGGUCAUGUUCCAGAGCCAGUUACGCUGGCCUCCAGACACAGCGCCAGUCACACUGCCUGGAGAAAGUUUCCUCCCACUUAGUGGCACCCCUCCUGCCAGCCUGCAGCAUCUGCCCUUGGAAGACCCUUCCUACCUGGAGAGAAGCUUUGUCUGUCGGUUCCGCUGCCUGCUGGACAAUUCUUCUGGGUUUCUGGAAUUGAAUUUCCAGGGCCAUCUCAAAUUCCUCCCUGGGCAGAACACUAAGUCAGAAGACAGCACCUUCUUGUCUCCUCAGCUAACCCUGCUGGCCACUGCAACACCUCGUCAGCCUCUCACCAUCCUAGAGCUCCAAAACAAAACAUUUCUUUUCCAAACAAAACACAAACUGGAUUUCACACCUAUAGCCUGUGAUUCCAGAGGGAAGGUGAUUCUGGGCUACACCGACAGCGAGCUCUGCAGGAGGGGAUCCGGCUACCAGUUCAUCCACGCGGCAGACAUGAUGUACUGCGCCGAGAACCACGUGCGGAUGAUGAGGACGGGCGAGAGCGGGCUCACGGUGUUCCGGCUGCUCACCAAGCAGGCCGGCUGGCUGUGGGUGCAGUCCAACGCGCGCCUGGUGUUCCGCGGCGGCCGGCCCGCGUGCAUCGUCGCCAGACAGAGGGCCCUCACGAAUGUGGAGGGUGAGGAGCACCUGCGCAAGCGGGACCUGCAGCUGCCGUUCACUUUCACUACCGGGGAGGCCAUCCUGUAUGAGAGCAGCCUCCCGAGCGCCCUGACUGCGCUCCCGGCCAGGAAGAGGACCAGGGCUAGGAAGGCUCUUCCAGCUGGCCAGGACCCUUCAUGCCCAGGCUCUCUCUUUGGAGCCAUGGUGCAGCAAGAUGAAUCCAUGUACUUGUCCUGCAUUAGCCCCACCCUCCAGGUCUCACUCUUGGAGAGGCAGGGGUCUGACAACAGAUGUAAGGACAGGGAAAGGAAAGAGGAGGAGGAAGGCAGCUCCCUCCUGGCCCUCAUUGAGACCCUGCUGGAGAAGGACAAGGAAGAACAGCCCAACCUUUGUUCCACCCUCCAGCACCUGGGUGUCACCAAUCUCAGCCAGCAUCUGUGCGAAGAGAAGCUUCAAGGAGCUGACUUGGGCCCUGCAGGACCUCAGAGCUGCCACCUGCCACCACCCAGCCGAGGAAGAGGACUCCACAGGGAGAAGAAGACCCACUCUUAUGACAGUGGGAACGUGGACUUGUCCCCACCAGCCAGAAUGACUUCUCUGCAGACCCUGAAGCCACCAUCUUCUCAGGCCUCAGGCCAGCUAGCCACGGAAGCAGCUCCACCUCCAAACAUGGUCUUGGGGCCCAGCUACCCUCAAGCACAUCCCUGGCAUUGUCUCAUCACUGGCCCCUCUAUCCCUGGCUCCACACUCCAGAACCUCCUCCGAGGCCCCCGACAGUGGUGGCCUCAGCACAGCCAGGCGGUGCCUUUGAACUUUGAGAUGUGCCAGAAGCCAGCCUUUGACCUCAGCGCACUGCCCCCAGCCUCCAGCCCAAGCCACCCUGCUCAGGGUUUUCAGCCAAGCCACACACCUUUUCUCUCUGUAGGAGAAAAUGUUCCUGGACACCUGGCUCCACCAGGCCCUGGUGUUCUGGAUUUUUGCAAAGAAUCUAUGCUCUGGACCUCCACACACAGUGGUCAGGAUCAGGGGUCCUUGAUCCCCUCAGAUCCUGCUUUCUGUGUCAACCCAUGUGGUACCCACCAUUUAGGCAGCAUUUGGGAUUCCCCCAUCCAGGGCCACUCACUUGCAGUCCCCAUGGAGGUGGCGGCAGGGCAGAAAGUAGGGCAGGCCCAGCCUGACCCCUUCAGCCGCCCGUGGGUGGUUGACCACUGCCUUCCAUGGACAGGGCCGCCCAGUCCCAGCUUGUGCAGGGGUCAGCCCCCAUCUGUGCAGGGGGCACCUGGGACACCAGAGGAAACAUCUGGAGUUGGAGAGCAUCCACCCCACUCUCUGGGGCCAGGCCAGCUUUCCAGGAGUCCAGCCUGUCCUUCCCAAGUACUUCUGCAUAGACCCUCGGCCAUGCGGGGCUCUUACACUGCAGACCCCGACCGGGCCACCAAGCAGCUGCAGUGGGUGCAGGUGGGGCUGCAAAGCAAGGAGCACUGCGAGCCAGUGAGAGAAGGGGCACCAAGUGUCUAUCACCAGGCUGGCCACCCGAGAGACACCAUUCCCCAGGCUCCUCAGCAGAACCCCUUCCCAUCCCCUGACUCUACCAGCACUCCCCACAUGCAGGUGGCAACCGCUACAGCAGCCCAGCAGAGCUCAUGAGACAGGCCAAAGAUAGACCACAGGUGCCACCUUGCCUGGCCCAGCCUAUCUGCCCC
Cebus imitator (Panamanian white-faced capuchin) is the source of this 2840-nucleotide messenger RNA. Its product is annotated as aryl hydrocarbon receptor-like. The record is from RefSeq and is a predicted model, not a curated record. Gene Ontology annotation, molecular function: transcription cis-regulatory region binding; protein dimerization activity; nuclear receptor activity. The transcript is spliced from 11 exons. Bases 1 to 2784 code for a protein of 927 amino acids. Gene Ontology annotation, cellular component: aryl hydrocarbon receptor complex; nucleus. NCBI's taxonomy places the organism in Eukaryota, Metazoa, Chordata, Mammalia, Primates, Cebidae. Gene Ontology annotation, biological process: regulation of transcription by RNA polymerase II.